Molecule: messenger RNA, 605 nt
Organism: Emiliania huxleyi CCMP1516
Lineage: Eukaryota; Haptophyta; Isochrysidales; Noelaerhabdaceae
Exons: 3
Source: RefSeq, a predicted model, not a curated record
UCGACCGCCUCGCGGCUCGCACGCGAGACGGCGCUCGGCCAGAUGGCGCUCGGCCGCCAGGGCGGCGCGGACGGCACUUCGGCGGGCUCGAUGCGCGUCGGCUUCACCUCCUCCGCGUCGGGCAUCGAGGGCAAGGCGCAGGCGGACUGGCGCGCCGUGCUCCGCGCCGCCGUCGCUGUGGCGUCCCCUCGCGCGGCGCACGUGAUCGACAUGCUCCCCGGCUGGGUGACCAAGUGCGUGGCCGGCUGGGCGCAGGGGUCCUUCUGGGGCUCGGCCGACGUUGAGGUGCAGGGGCGCAAGCUGCUCGCCCUCGAGAGGGAGGCCUUCGACGCCCUGACCGCCGGGCAGUCCAUGCUGGCGGAGCACACUGCGGCGGACGGCUCGUUCCACUGGUAGAGAGGCUGCGGGCGCGGCGCUGUGGCGCCCACCCUCCUUCACCCUUGCUCGCGUGGAGGCCCCCUCGCUCUUGGAGGCGGAGGGGCGAGCUGACACGCAGCAGGGUGUGUCUCGGUGUGAGAGAUCCGCUCACCCCCCGGCCCAUGCACACGAUAUACGGGGGGCAAGAUAUGCAUGAACACCAUGGAGUUGGAGAAGUUUUGUCUACU